This is a messenger RNA of Parnassius apollo (apollo), 1950 nucleotides long. Lineage: Eukaryota; Metazoa; Arthropoda; Insecta; Lepidoptera; Papilionidae. The record is from the annotation of a GenBank genome assembly.
AUGAGUAAUAACGCUCAUGAUCUAAGUAAUCGACUUCUGAAUGCGUUGGAUAACAAUUACAAUGUUGUCGACAUGCAUGCUGUCAACGAAAUUAUAUCCAUUUUGGAGAAAAUCAAUAUUACAAAAGAGCUGUUGGAGACCACCCGACUGGGCAAGCAUGUGAAUGAACUACGACGGAAGACCACAGAUCCGACGCUCGCCCGCCGCGCUAAAGUGCUGGUGAAGAGAUGGCGGGACCUCGUCAUACCCGCGGUCGCCUCGCCAGCGCACACUGGUUCAAACCGGUCGUCGGCAGAGAGGCAGGUGCGACGGUUGGGCGGUACGCCGCUCACAUCCCCAGCGUUGACACGGCAUGUCGUGAGCCCGGCGGUGCCCAGCCCCAGACCUCCGUCUCGGCCGGCGUGGGGUGGCUAUGAGUCUGACUCACAGGACGUGAUCCUUGUAGACGACGACCCGCCCACAGUGUUGCCGCCGCCUCCUUUGCUAAACGCACUGCACAAGCCUGUCACGCCUCCAAUAAAGAGGCAACCAUCCCCCGAGCCUCUGCACGAUGACAAGAAGGCGAAGAGAGAUAAAAAACCCAAGAAAAGAAGGAGCCACAGUCGUGCCGGUUCCGGUACGGAGACGACAGCCAUACCGGAGGGCGCAGGCCCCGGGGCACCCAGUACGGCCUGGAGCGCCCGCAACGGAUCCGCACACGCACACACGCACGCAGCGCCCCACACACAUACGCAUACACACGCACACGCACACGAGAGGAGACGGAACGGCUGCCGACGAGACGCUGUGGACCCGUACGCAGCACUUGUUAAUAGGUUGCCACCGGCUGGCGCGAAGAAGGUGAAGACGACGAAGGAGCUCCUGGAGCAAAUCCAGUCGCGAGGCAGCAAGGCAGCCUCCCGACCAGCCUCGCCCGCCUCCCCGGCCUCGCCCGACGUCAUGCUCAUAGAGCCCGACUCAUACUCCAAAGUUGAGUCCCCACUCCGGAAUGGCAGCAGCGAGCCGAAGCUCUGCUCUGCACCCGCGAGCCCCGUACCCUCGCCACCGCUCGACGACGAAUUCGCGUGCGAACGCGAACAGUGCACUUGUGGGGAGGAGAUUCAAGACACGUGUCCCGCAGCCGUGCUGCGGCGAGUUGCGCCGGCACACGUGCACGCGCUGCACAACGCGCUUGUUCCCGGGGUGAAUGGCACGCGUGCCCCCCUCCACCCCCACCAAUUUGCUGUACGCAAGCUCACCGAUCCUGAUAAACCUGGGCUGUUCACUAGUGUUGUGCCUCUAUUUAAAUACUCGGAUUAUGCGGAUGAUUAUUGUGUGAAAAAUAUAUCGCGAGUGCCCGUUUGUACGCAUUUACCGUGGACCGAAUUUGCGCCUCCGCCGCCGGAUCCCCCACCACCUCCUUCCCCGCCUCCGCCUAGACCGUAUCCUGUUGAAGAUGAAACACCAGAAGAGACUGAGAUAAAAGUGGAACCAGACAGUCCAAAGAUUGAAGAGAUUGCUUAUGAGUGUCCGAAAGUGGAAGCGGAAAUGGUUGGAGUGCCGAAUUUGGAGCCGAGCGAAAGGUUGAAGGCUCCGUUGCUAUCUGUUGAAGAAAAGAAACAAUUUGGGGAAAGUGAACCUGUUGUGAAGAUGGAAGUGCAGGAAGAGUUUGCGAGUGAACCGCAGGAGCAUAGGACUGUGGAGCGGACGAAAGAAGAGCUUGAUGGGAAAGGGUUGUAUGCAUUAUGCGAGAGUGCUCGACGUGCGGUACCAUAUACAUACGAGCAAGCAAGUGUUGCACCAGUGGUGUCAUUGUCUACGGACAGGUUGGAAGAGACGUUUGCUGAAGCAGCUGCGGAAACGACCCGUGACGAGCUAGAUCGACCCCCAAGACCUGUUCGAUUUGCUGAGUGGCAUGAAUGUGCUAAACUCGGUGAUCUGAUUGCUCUCCCGUAUGUCGUGAUCGACUGA